Molecule: messenger RNA, 1321 nt
Organism: Haplochromis burtoni (Burton's mouthbrooder)
Lineage: Eukaryota; Metazoa; Chordata; Actinopteri; Cichliformes; Cichlidae
Exons: 5
Coding region: 45-668 (207 amino acids)
Source: RefSeq, a predicted model, not a curated record
UGAGAAAAAUAGUUUCGUUUCUGCUCAUUGACCACAAACUAAUCAUGGAUCUUAUCGCCAAGGAGCUGCAGACUGCUUUUUGGUUUUUUGUAAUUGGCAAACGUAAUGAAGGCGUAGACAGAGCAGGUAUAAAUAACCUGCUCUCAGCCAGCACUUCACAACAACUUCAAGGACUUCUGCUUUUCAGCCAACGAAAAACAAGUAUGGAGAUGAUGAUGUUUGUGCUGGUGUCUGCUGUGGCCAUGCUGAUCAAUCCAUAUGCUGCAAAUCCUGUCAGUAACGACAACCUAAACCAUAUCAUUGACCUGACUAAGAAGUACAACAGAGAUCUGAAUGAGAGGUUCUUUGUGGAGGAUGUGUCUGACCUGGCUGACAAUGGAUGUGGGAAUAACUUCUUCUGCAAAGUGAAUGACAUCCUACAAAAGCAUGCCAAAAAUGACAACGAGAAAGAAAUUGUGAGAAACCUGGAAAUAUUCAUUAAGAAAUCAGAUAUAAACUGCAAAGAAGUACUCAAGAAAGUACGGCCAUCAGACAAAGAACAGCUACUACCUGAUUUGCUGGGAAACCUCACCAAAUGUAUUCUAAGGAGGUCUAAUCCAUUUGAAAUGGAUUCCACAGACAAGUCUUUUUCAGACUUUUACUUUUGUUUCAAGAAAAUACCAUGUUAGAGAGAUAUUUGAACUGUCUGAUAUGUGAUCACUUGAAUGUUUUUCAUAAUUCAUAAAGUGUACGGGUUAGCCCGUUUGUUUGCCAAGCAUAAGUUUCCAAUUCAAUUCUGGCCAGAAAUACAAAUUCCUUUUUGGAAUACAACAAAAAAGAACAAAGGUUGUGAAACUGGAUAUUUGUUUUAGCUUAUAGUAUAGUUUAGUAAGCUAUUAGUAUUUUCUUUUCUUUUUUAUGCCUUUAUCAUCCUUUUAGACAAGUGACCUGUCCAAGAUGUACCCUGCCUCUUGCCCUAUGGCAGCUGGGAUAGGCUCCAGCCACCCAUGACCCUUAAGCUAAAGAGAUGAAUGGAUAUAUUGUCAUUAAAACGUUGAGCAGUUCAAUCAUAUAUUCAAAUUGUUUAUUACCCACAUACUUAGGUCAAUUCUAAUACCUAUUAAAGUGAAACUUAUUUAGAGAUCUAAUAAUGGGUAACUUUGACAGUUUUGUGUUCUAUUUUGACAGGUUUGUGACAUAUGGUGGGUAGAAAAUUGGUUAUUUUUGAAGUAUGGGUCGCUUUGAUAGCACAAACAGUCCAAAGUUGUAGAAUUCCAUAAUUGGUGAAAUUUAUAGCCUAUAUUUGCCAGUACAAACUGGUUUACAGUUAUAGAAAUGCUAA